This is a messenger RNA of Klebsormidium nitens, 2220 nucleotides long. The record is from the annotation of a GenBank genome assembly. NCBI's taxonomy places the organism in Eukaryota, Viridiplantae, Streptophyta, Klebsormidiophyceae, Klebsormidiales, Klebsormidiaceae.
AUGGCGCUCGCUGAUCCCUCUCCUGCUGCGGCGGCGCGCGCGCUGUCCGGCUUGCCCCUGGACGUGCUCCGCCUCAUUGUGGCCAAGCUGGACCUGCAGGACCGCCUACGCCUAGAGGCGCUGGACAGGAGUCACCGGGAGAUCAUGAGGGAGCCGGAGCUGUGGCAGGAUAUCAGGCUGGGAGGUGGGAGGGCAUUGGAGAUUAAAGAGGAGCAGCUUCUCAUUCUCAUUUCCAGAAUCGAUCACCGCAUGCAGGCUGCGUCUCACAUAGCCGGCAUGACAGCUGCCCUUCAAGACAUUACGCAGAGUUACCUGGGGCAUGAUCCGCUGCGCAACCCGAAACUGGACUCCCGACUGAGCACUCCUGGAGCAACCUUAGGCUCACCCUUCUCCUUCAUUGAAAUAAGAGUGUUAUACCAAGCAGUGCCCGAGACCUGGGGCCCUCUCAGGCUCAUCGCAGAAACGUGCACAGUCUGGGUGGUCGAGCAAGUCAACCGGAUUCCGAAAGCCGCUCGGAAGCUCUUUUCGGCCUGCCAGAAGAUCGUCAGGGAUCCUGCUGCGAUCGUAGGGACCCUGAAGGCAAAAUUGACCGGUCAGGUGAAGCUUGAGGGCAAACCGUCAGCGAAGAAGGCAGUGUCUCUCAACGUCACAGGGGGCACCAAGUUGUCUCCAGCCUUUCUCGCAGCGUGCACCAUUGCCCUCUCGGCGGCAGGGUACCACGUGGACCUCACGAUGGACGGAGAAAGCGACCCUGGCUUUCUGGUCAACCACCCUGUGCAUGACGUCAUCCGGAGCCUGGCCCUCGACUGCUCGCUGCACGUAAACCUGCUAGUGUCCGGAAAAUUUCCUUGGACGGCGGACUGUCUCGAGGGCUUCGGUCAAGGCGGGCAGUUGCAAGCAGCGGUGCAGCCCGAAACGGUGGAGGCGAAAGUGGAGCGCGUGGCUGCCUCGAUAGCGCCCCAUUACAAAGGCUCAAGCGCGGCAUGCCAAAACUUCCUUGACAAAGUCUGGUCGCUGGUGGAAUUCAGAGCUGCAGUCGCGGGAAAAUCAGGCUCGGCCAAAGGCGCGACAGCCAAAGUCGUAAGCGAGACCGUCGUUUUGGAGCAUCUCGUCGAAGUGGAGCCCCUUCUCCUCGAAGCACUGCGCAGGUGCUCGUCGCCGGAAAAGCUCCAGCUGGCGUUCCGGAACUGCCUGCUUCCGGCCAACGGAUUCCGCUCGCUCUUUGCGGUACUCGGGGAGCGCGGAACCGGCCGCGUGGCCCUUCAGCAGCACUCUCCGUUUGAGAAUCCUCAGGUGGCAGCGCUCCUUUUAGCGUGCGCAGAGCUGCAAAGCAGCACGGGGCUCAAGGUUCUCGAGCUCGACCUUCCGCUCUCUCCGGCGGACCUCGAUUCCGUCGCCCUGUUCCUGGACCGGAACCUGAACGGCGCCGAGGUUGUCAUCCACUUGCGGCCGGCCUUCUACUUCAAAAGCGGCCAGCUAUCGCAGCGCUUCUUCUCGCAGCUCAGGGGGCUGUGCUUGUCAGAGCGGAGUGCCCGGCUGAGGAUUGUGCGCUACCGGGGAGGGGCUCCGCUUUCGAAAGGGAGAGCCGCUGAAGACCCAGGAAGCCUCGACGCCUUCCUUUCGCCAGUCCAGCAGGAAAUACGGUCCAAGCUCCGGAUCCGCAAAAUCGUCGGCUUCGUGGACCGUUCGAUCUCCUUCUUACUCGUCGGAGAUUUGCUCGUCGUCUUGGCUACUCUCGUGGACUGGCUCCUCGGUUUAGGCUGGCUUAGCUUUAUGACAAAACGGGCCAAGGUGAUGGCCUACCAGCUGGCCAUGGCCAUGACCUUCUUGUGGCCGUCGAUACAAGCGUCGCUGCUGGGGAGGUUGGAUCUGACGGGCACGGUUUACGGGCUUUGCGUCAGCGGCUUCCUGCCCAUGACGUGGAUCGACUUGGCCAUCAGGUCCUUGCCCGCGUACCUGGGCGCUUGUCUCGUGUGGACGAUCGCGAGGUGCCUGCUCAAGGCUGCUGCGGGGUGUUUCCGCCACUUCGCUGCCAAGGUGAGGGAACCACAAGAACUCCACGACUUCGGGGCCGAGAAGCAACCCGAGGCCGUAGAUCUCUUUCCUGCCACGGAAAAGGAAGCGGAGGGUAAGACUCGCUCGGCGCUGGUCCUAAUGGCAGAUCUGGGUUCGACCAUCUUAGGAAGCCUUCCUGGUUCGAGACGCCACCAGAAGUCCUGA